ACAUCACAUCCUUUGGUCUCCUCGGAGCUAGACGGAGAAGCUUCUCCACCCUUCACCGAGCCGGGGCCCCCCUCCUCUUACCGGGACUCGGCCAACUUUCUGGUUCCAUUGGGGCUGCUGGACGGGGCGGGAAGUACCAAGUGAGCCAAAGAUGGGCUCCAGCUCCGCCGUCGGAUCCCUGCUCCUGCCUCUCGCCCUGCUGCUGCAGCCCUUCGGGUCCCAAGCGCAGCAGGGGUUCCGGAUGAACCCGACGGAGAAGCGGGACGUGAGGCAGUCUGAGCAGGUGCGGCUGCAGUGCGAGGCGCUGAGCUCCUCGAACACGGGGUGCUCGUGGCUGCGCCAGGCUCCCGGAGCCCUGAUCCCCACCUUUCUGCUCUACAUCUCGGGCGGCACGAACAGCGUGAAGCUGGCCGACGGCCUGGACGCCACGAAAUUCGCGGGGGAGAAGGUCUCGCCCUCCACCUACCGCCUGACCGUGAAGGACUUCCGAGCACAAGACCAGGGCUACUACUUCUGCGUGGUCACCCGCAAUGCCAUCAUGUACUUCAGCCCCUUUGUAGCUGUCUUUCUACCAGUAAAGGCCACUACCCCUGCGCCCAAGCCCAAGACUACCACUCUUCUGACCACCAUCGGCUCUCCCAUCCAGAAUUCAGCAAAUUCUGGGAAAUGCAAGCCCAACGCCAGCUUCCAAGGAACGAAGGUAUUGGAUUUCUCCUGUGACCUGUACAUCUGGGUGCCCCUGACGGGUGUCUGUGUUGUCUUACUUCUGGCCCUGAUCAUUGCCAUUACCAUCUGCCAGAGGUCACGAAGACGAGUCUGCCGGUGUCCACGGCCCCUGAUCAGAGCAGGAGGAAAGUCUGGUCCACCAGAGAGAUUUGUUUAAUGAAGAUGGUGGACAUGAAGCGGCGACAAGCAUGAUGGUGGCUACUACAAAGCUAUUACCUGAGAUAUUUCACUGUAUAAAUUAGCAACGAUUUCCCCCUUCUGUUCCUUCUUCCCUUUUUUUGGAGGCAUGGUUGGGUGGGGGUAGGGGUGGGGAAUAUUCGUCUGGGAAAGUAUUCAUUUUUCUGUUUAUUUGGAGAAUUGCAAGAAGAAUGAACUUUGUUUCAGGGCCCCAGUCAAGAGAGUACUGUGAGGGUGCCUAAUUUGAAAGCACAAAAUGAUGGGCUGUGCCCAUCAGUCAUGGAAUCCUGGGACUGGAAGUCUUAGGGAUAUAUGUACUGGAGCCAGCUCACAGAACUUGGGCCAGUUGUAACAUUCUCACUGUGAACAUUGACAUCUGGGAAACUGAAGGGGGGAGGGGAAAUGCUACAAAUCGAGUCUUAAUUCAUUGUUUUGUCGGUUAUCUAGUCUUAAAGUGAAAAGGAAAAAAUAAUAAAUGCAUGUUAUUUGUCACUGAA
Antechinus flavipes (yellow-footed antechinus) is the source of this 1400-nucleotide messenger RNA. It is a transcript of the gene CD8A, whose product is annotated as CD8 subunit alpha. Bases 152 to 883 code for a protein of 243 amino acids. The transcript has 6 exons. NCBI's taxonomy places the organism in Eukaryota, Metazoa, Chordata, Mammalia, Dasyuromorphia, Dasyuridae. The record is from RefSeq and is a predicted model, not a curated record.